Catharus ustulatus (Swainson's thrush) is the source of this 1527-nucleotide messenger RNA. It is a transcript of the gene REM1, whose product is annotated as RRAD and GEM like GTPase 1. The transcript is spliced from 4 exons. Gene Ontology annotation, biological process: negative regulation of high voltage-gated calcium channel activity. Gene Ontology annotation, cellular component: plasma membrane. The record is from RefSeq and is a predicted model, not a curated record. The coding region runs from base 91 to 966 and encodes 291 amino acids. Gene Ontology annotation, molecular function: GTPase activity; GTP binding; calcium channel regulator activity. NCBI's taxonomy places the organism in Eukaryota, Metazoa, Chordata, Aves, Passeriformes, Turdidae.
CGCAGCGGGGCGGUCGGGGUUUGCCGGGUGCCCUUCGGGGCGGCACCCGCUCCCCCGCCCACCUGCGGCCCCCCUGCCCUUGUGCUGGUGAUGACUCUGAACACGCAGCCCGGCAGCAGGAGCCCGCUGCGGCGGAGGGCCAGCACCCCGCUCCCGCGGCCGGGCGGCUCCGGGACCACUUCGCGGGGUGAGCCCUGUCACCCCCAGCUCGGCCACAGCGCCUCCGAACCGGGCGCCAGGGCCCCCCGCAGCAGCUGCUCCCGCGACUCCUCGGGCUCCCCAAGCCUCAGGAAUCCCCGGUACCGAGUGGUGCUGCUGGGUGACCCCGGCGUGGGGAAGACCAGCCUGGUCAACCUCUUCGCAGGCGUCCAGGAGAGGGACCUGCUGGACCAGCAUGGAGGGGCCGCGUACGAGCGCAGGCUGACCGUGGAUGGCGAGGAGACCACGCUGCUGGUGCUGGACACCUGGGAGCCAGAGCAGCGGGGUGAGGAGAGCCAGCGCCGUAGCCACUGCCUGCAGGUAGGGAACGCCUACAUCAUCGUUUACUCUGUCACCGACCGGGACAGCUUCGAGAGUGCCUCAGAGCUGCGCAUCCAACUGCGCCGCGCGCGCCAGGCCGAGGACAUCCCCAUCAUCCUGGUGGGAAACAAAACCGACCUGGUGCGGUGCCGUGAGGUGUCCGAGGAAGAGGGCCAGGCCUGCGCUGCUGUCUUCGACUGCAAGUUCAUUGAGACGUCAGCAGCUCUUCAGCACAACGUGGCCGAGCUCUUCGAGGGGGUGGUGCGGCAGAUCCGCCUGCGCCAAGGCGGCAAAAAGUCCCACCUGCACCCCGCACCUGGCCAGAAGCACAAGGAGAGCCUCGCCAGCAGAGCCCGGCACUUCCUCGACAGGCUGGUGACCAGGAACAGCAGCAGAGUGGCCCUCAAAGUCCGUUCCAAGUCCUGCCAUGACCUGUCUGUGCUCUGAGAGCCAUGCUCCUGUCCCUCCACACACGCCGGCUGCGACUCUGCUCUCUGCCAGCAGUGUGGCCAGUGGCUCUGUGGAGCGCUCAGACAGGGCUGGAGUGAUGCUGAGGAUUUGGAGCUGUUUUCACUGGUGCUGAGAGAUGUGAAGGUACUCUGGAUCCAGCCACUCCCUUCCAGGAGAGGGGAUAAGUGGGACCAGAUUCAUGAAGUGGAGGAUGAGAUGGGUUCCUGCACUUGGGGUGGUGAGAUUUUGGAUCACAACUGCUCCUGCAGAGCUGGAGGUGAGGGGUGGCUGUGCCCCAAAGCAGGGCUGGAGGCUACAAGGAGUGUGGCAGGUCCUGCUCGCAGUGCUGUCCUUUGCAGGGCAGCAGGGACUGGCAAGGGCGCAGUGGAAUUCUCCAUCUUAGCCUGGAGCCUGGCUGGGAAGGAGGGGCAGGGGAGCAGCAGUGGCAUCACCGGGCACCCUGACCCUGCUGUGCCAGGGCUUUGUGCCAUGUCUCACUGGUACCAGUGUUUUGUGCUCUCUCUGUACUGGUGUGAUGGGAAACCCUUGAUCUGCAGA